AUUUUUCAUUAUUAUACAUUUUUAACAAAGUUUAUUUAUAUAGGAACAAUUGACAGAAAAUGUCGUCUCAAGGCAACAUUCAAUUUCUACACAGAAAUGCAGUCAAUACAGUCAAUCCAAGCCAUUCAAGUUAAAUAUUUUUAACAAAUGCUGAAAUAAACCAAAUUUUCGAUGAUUUUCGAACUUGGUGACAUGCAUAUGAAAACAGAAGCGUGCAUCUGAUCAGUUUCUUUUUUGAUAUAGGCAGAACUGACGCAGAACUGCAGCCUUACUAAACACUGUGAUUGCCGCUCGCCUCUCUUGCUCCUCUGUGGUGCUAGGGUGACGCAUGACGCAAUGGAGGCGCGGCGAUCUUCUCCAAUAAAUUCUCAGCCAGCAGCCCGUCUCAGCUUCAGACAGAGCGCAUUCAGACCUUUCCCAUCACUGCUUGGAUUUAAAACGAACCCACACCGACGAGGCACCGCUGAAGACGGGGUGCAACUUGCUGCAGCUAUGAUUAAGAAAAUGUCUCCAUCAGAGAAUGACUUCGACAUUCCUGCCAAGAAUUGCCACAGGAUGGUGAUUCUUGGCUCCACUAAAGUUGGGAAGACGGCCAUUAUCUCCAGGUUUCUCAACGAGAGGUUUGAUGACCAGUACACACCGACUAUUGAAGACUUUCAUAGAAAGUUCUACAGCAUCAGAGGGGACGUUUACCAGCUGGACAUCCUGGACACAUCUGGAAACCACCCGUUCCCUGCAAUGAGGAGACUUUCGAUUCUCACUGGUGAUGUUUUUAUCCUGGUGUUCAGUCUGGACAACAGAGACUCGUUCCAAGAGGUGCAGCGUCUGAAACGCCAAAUACACGAAACCAAGUCCUGUCUCCGCAACAAAACUAAGGAGAAAGUGGACGUCCCGCUCGUUAUCUGCGGCAACAAGUGCGACCGGGACUUUUACAGAGAAGUGCAGGACGAAGAGAUCGAGAAGCUGGUCGGGGGGGACGAGCACUGUGCCUACUUUGAGAUCUCUGCAAAAAAGAACACCAACGUCGACCAGAUGUUUCAGACGCUCUUUACCAUGGCCAAGUUGCCCAACGAGAUGAGCCCCGACCGACACUGCAAGGUUUCCCUGCAGUACUGCGACGUUUUGCACAGAAAGUCAUUCAGGAAUAAGAGAUGCAAGGACGGGAACGCAUACGGAAUAGUGGCGCCGUUUGCGCGCAGACCAAGCGUGCACAGUGACUUAAUGUACAUCAAAGAGAAAGCAAUAGGUGGCAGCCAGGCCAAAGAGAAAGGCUGCGUCAUUUGCUGACGCCUUUACCACACAGACUGCUCAAAACUUUUGCAGCCAAAUAAAUAAAUUUUAAAAAAAAAAUCAGCCGGGCUGCAGAAAACACGAGACCAAACAGAAAAAAUAAAAACUGUAGACUGCUUGAUCCAAAUAGAGGUCAAGACGUGGUUUAGUAGAUGCUCUGGAAAUGCUGUAAAAUGUGACUGCGUUGUCUCUCCAAGAGCAGCAUUGAAGGGAAGAAAUGUUUACAUUUUGCCACCGUUCUCACGUAGAAUGGCACUUUGAAUGUUUGUUUUGCAGAAUGAACAAAAUGAAUACACAUGUAUUUAUCAUGUCCUUGUCAACAUUUUUUUGGAUAAGGAGAAAAUAAAACUCUUGAUACUUUUUUAGCCUCUUGUUUCUCUUGUGAUUAAUUUCAUGCACAGCACACUAUAUUGUAUACUAUUUCACCCCCUUCUUUCCAAUUUU
Poecilia latipinna (sailfin molly) is the source of this 1734-nucleotide messenger RNA. RefSeq names its product dexamethasone-induced Ras-related protein 1-like. Gene Ontology annotation, molecular function: GTPase activity; GTP binding; G-protein beta-subunit binding. The record is from RefSeq and is a predicted model, not a curated record. Lineage: Eukaryota; Metazoa; Chordata; Actinopteri; Cyprinodontiformes; Poeciliidae. Gene Ontology annotation, biological process: signal transduction.